This is a messenger RNA of Fopius arisanus, 1315 nucleotides long. RefSeq lists its product as uncharacterized. The record is from RefSeq and is a predicted model, not a curated record. The transcript has 4 exons. NCBI's taxonomy places the organism in Eukaryota, Metazoa, Arthropoda, Insecta, Hymenoptera, Braconidae. Bases 12 to 1208 code for a protein of 398 amino acids. Gene Ontology annotation, biological process: sensory perception of smell; detection of chemical stimulus involved in sensory perception of smell. Gene Ontology annotation, cellular component: plasma membrane. Gene Ontology annotation, molecular function: odorant binding; olfactory receptor activity.
GACUGCUAGUGAUGUGGAGAAAAAAAUUUAAUGAGUACUCAAACAUUAAAAAUUAUCACUGGGAAAUUCAAUUAGUUCGUUGGGCUUUUCGGAGUGUCGGUGUUUGGCCAGAAGUCGGAAGAGCAAAUGGAGUUAAACUUUUCAUUAAUCUGACAAUAAUAAUUGCUAUUCUCUUCAUCCCCCAAAGUUAUACUCUUUUUCUCGCCGACAAUUCGAAUGAAUUAUGCUCUGCCAUCGCUGGUCUCCUCCUCCGGACUUACAUAAUAACUGCAAUGAUUCUCUUUCGGUUAAAAUCAAAAGUACGCCAAUCGAUUUUGUCAGAAAUGAAAAUAAAUUGGUCGACUCCUUUCACUCAGCAAGAUACCAAAAUAAUGCAGUAUUACGCUGGAUUAUCAAGAAAAAUUGGAUUGAUUAUGAUUGUAGCACAAAGUAUCAGCCUGUACUUCAUAAUUUUGAAUCCCCUGGUGGUCUUAGCUGUUGUCAAGGAAAAAAAACUCACAGAAUUAUCUUUUGUGUCGCACAUACUCUCUCUAUCUAAUGACUGGAUUUUUGCUGGAUUCUACAUAUGUGCAAUAGUACCUAUAGCUAUAUGUAGGAUAAUAAUGGUUGGAGCCGAUCUUUCUUACGUGACAUUUUGUCUUCAUACUUGUGGACAAUUGCAUAUUCUUGGCAACAGAAUAAGAGAAUAUCAAGGAAAAAUCCGUCAUUCAUCUGGAGAUGACAUUCUGAGAAGUUGCUCCUGUCUCAAAUGCAUUGUCGAUUCACACGCCCAAAUUUCCCAAUUUGUCCACAAAAUUGAUAAUUAUUUCAAUAUUGUUAUUCUUCUACACUUUACUGCUCUCAUGAUGAUGCUAAGCUCUGGUGCAGUGCUUAUUUUAAAGUGGUUUCUCGCUGGAUUGUAUAAUGAAAUGGGUCUCUAUAUCACCUUUCAAUUGUCCGCAUUCAGUAAAAUAUUUUUGUACUGUUGGUCGACAGAAAAGUGCCAACAGGCAAGUGAUGCUCUAAAUGAAAUAUCGUAUUCCGUCGAUUGGUCGACGAAAACUGGAAACGUCAGGAAAAAUUUGAUUCUCAUCAUUCGGCACUCAAGGAUUCCAUUUAAAUUAACAGCGGGAAAAUUCUUUGUUCUCUCUCUCAAGUUGUUCAGACAGUUUAUCUUCACGGCGAUAUCGUACAUGUCAGUGCUGAGAGCUAUCACACGAGACCAUUGAAUUCUGCAAAAAAAGUGACUAAUAAAAAAAUUAUUUUAAUCAAUGAUCGGCAUGAAUAAUUAUUCGUGUAAUAUUUUAUAAAAAUGCAAGAUCUUUACAAAACAAAA